This is a messenger RNA of Saccharomyces eubayanus, 798 nucleotides long. RefSeq names its product 14-3-3 family protein BMH2 (gene BMH2). Lineage: Eukaryota; Fungi; Ascomycota; Saccharomycetes; Saccharomycetales; Saccharomycetaceae. Gene Ontology annotation, biological process: signal transduction. Gene Ontology annotation, cellular component: cytoplasm. The record is from RefSeq and is a predicted model, not a curated record. The coding region runs from base 1 to 798 and encodes 265 amino acids. The transcript has a single exon.
AUGUCUCAAACUCGUGAAGAUUCCGUCUACUUGGCCAAAUUGGCAGAACAAGCCGAACGUUACGAAGAAAUGGUCGAAAACAUGAAGGCCGUUGCUUCUUCAGGUCAAGAAUUAUCCGUCGAAGAGCGUAACUUAUUGUCAGUUGCCUAUAAGAACGUAAUUGGUGCUCGUCGUGCUUCUUGGAGGAUAGUUUCUUCAAUUGAACAAAAAGAAGAGUCAAAAGAAAAAUCCGAACAUCAAGUUGAAUUGAUUCGUUCUUACCGUUCUAAAAUUGAAACCGAAUUGACUAAAAUCUCCGAUGAUAUUUUGUCCGUAUUAGAUUCUCAUUUGAUCCCUUCUGCCACUACUGGUGAAUCUAAAGUGUUUUAUUAUAAAAUGAAGGGUGAUUACCACCGUUAUUUGGCUGAAUUCUCCAGCGGUGACGCUAGAGAAGAGGCAACGAAUGCCUCUUUAGAGGCUUACAAAACUGCCUCUGAAAUUGCCACCACCGAAUUACCUCCAACUCACCCAAUUCGUUUAGGUUUAGCUUUGAACUUCUCCGUUUUCUACUACGAAAUUCAAAACUCCCCAGACAAAGCCUGUCAUUUGGCCAAACAAGCUUUUGAUGAUGCUAUUGCUGAAUUAGAUACUUUAUCCGAAGAAUCUUACAAAGAUAGUACUUUGAUCAUGCAAUUAUUAAGAGAUAACUUGACAUUAUGGACCUCAGACAUUUCUGAAUCAGGUCAAGAAGAUCAACAACAACAGCAGCAACAACAACAAACUCCAGCUGAACAAACUGAAGGUGAACCAGCCAAAUAA